Messenger RNA from Nerophis ophidion (straightnose pipefish), 1828 nucleotides. RefSeq names its product StAR related lipid transfer domain containing 10 (gene stard10). Gene Ontology annotation, molecular function: lipid binding. The record is from RefSeq and is a predicted model, not a curated record. The transcript is spliced from 6 exons. NCBI's taxonomy places the organism in Eukaryota, Metazoa, Chordata, Actinopteri, Syngnathiformes, Syngnathidae. The coding region runs from base 530 to 1318 and encodes 262 amino acids.
UCACAGGGAGGUGUUUCCGCUGAAGCGUCGCCCGUCUGAAGAUCCGCGGAGCCGGAUUUCUACCGUGUCCCUCCCUCCCUUACACCGCCCACUCCUCCUGCUCUUUUUUCUCGCCGCAUCCUCUUUCGACUGCGGGGAUGGAGAAGUGCUACAAACUAGACGGGGAACACUGAAGACCCGAGUCGCAAGAAGAACGCGAAGGGGAGAGGACCGUGAAGCGGCCGUGAAGCGGAAGCUCAGUAACCAUAUGCUCGGUGUAAAAAAAAAAAAAAGCGGCUGCUGACAUUUAACUGAAACUUAUUUCCAACUAAACCACACCUUCGACGGUUCCUUUUUUUUUAUUUUUAUUAUUUUUUUUUUUAACGGCGUGCCUUCACCUGUUUGGCCAGUUAGUCGCGGACUGCAGCAGCCUGAAGACGCAUCACGUGACGCGCUGCAGGUUGGGAGCACAAUUCAAUUACAUUGUCAACUUGUUCAAACAGAAGAACCGCAGUACCGACCUUUCCCCCGAUUCCCCCGGUACUCAGCCAUGUCUGGACGGACCGUGACCAUCCCGGACGACCGGGCGUUCGCCAGCUUCAAGUCGGAGUGUCUGUGCGAGGAGGGCUGGAGUGGGACCUACGACAAGGCGGGCAUCACCGUGUGGAGCCAGGCGCUGGAGGAGGGCAAGUCGGUGCACAAAAUAAAAUGUCGGAUGAUCUGUAAGGAGGUGUCAGCCGAGACAAUGUAUGACGUCCUGCAUGACGUUGAAUACAGAAGGAAAUGGGACACAAACGUCAUUGAGACCUUCGAUAUCGGCAAACUUACGGUCAACGCGGACGUUGGUUAUUACUCGUGGAAGUGUCCAAAUCCACUCCGUAACAGAGACUUCAUCACGCUUCGCUCCUGGUUGCCAAUAGGGAAGGAUUACAUCAUCAUGAACUACUCGGUGAAACAUGCGAAAUAUCCGCCUAAAAAGGACAUGGUCAGAGCUGUAUCCAUCCACACCGGCUACAUGAUCCAGAGCCAGGGACCCAACCACUGUGUCCUCACGUACAUGGCACAGGUAGAUCCACGAGGUUCUUUACCCAAGUGGGUUGUCAACAAGUCUUCCCACUUCUUUGCUCCUCGCGCAAUGAAGAAGAUCAACAAAGCAUGUUUGAAGUACUCCGAGUGGAAGCAGAAACACAACCCAGGAUUCAAACCUUGGCUCUACCCUGAACAGACUACAUUACCCAGCAUCCCGCUGUCGGAGCUUAGCAUUCAGCAUGCCGAGAGCCUGGAAAAUAUUGACGAAAGCUCUCUGGCUGAGGCCCAUGAGAGGGAUGACAGUGACUAGCGCACUGAAGUCAAACCCGGGUCAUGUAUUGACACACACACACACACACACACACACACACACACACACACACACACACACACACACACACACACACACACACACACACACACACACACACACUGAUGCAGGGAUGCAUGCAUGCCUGUUACACAAUUACAUGUAGAUGUGGUUCAUUUCACACACGCAUAGACACCCUGUACUUUUAAAUAUAUAUCUUCUCAUACUCUCAAAACGUGUAUGGAAGCGUUCAUGCAAACACGCUCCAUAUGGGUUUUACAUACUGCAUGCACCCACUGUAAGUACUUUUGUCUUCUACAGCUGGGUAAAUGUUUGUGAAAAGAGUUAAAACAAAAGUCUGCAAACAAGAUCCUAAAAUCUAUUGUUAGGGGAAGGAAUGUUUUCUGCAACAUUUACUGUUCAAAUGUUUACACACUCUACCUUUCAUUCAAAGCGAAGCCAAAACUAUGUAUUCCACAUUGUUUUUGAUUCAUACACAGUACAUUUAUA